AUGAUGGCGGCGUCCUCGAGCGUCGCCGCGGCGUUCGCGCGCGCCCCGGCGCGCGGUGGAUCCCCGCGCGACUCUUCGAGCCGACGCGAGCCCACGCGCCCCCACUACGCCGCCGCUUCGAGGUCGAUCCGCGGCGCGCCGAUCCCGCGCGCGCGAACCCGCGCGUCGAAGCUCCGGUCGGCGGCGCGGCGCGACACCGCCGUCCGCGCGGUCAUCGCCACCGACGUCGAUCGCGAGAUCGAGCGCGACGCGCGCGACGCCGACGCCCGCGGCGCGGACGCGGCGCCGCCGAAUCGCGUGGACUUUCUCGUGAUCGGAUCCGGCAUCGCCGGUCUCACGUACGCGCUCGAAGCCGCGGAGCUCGGCGACGUCGCCAUCGUCACGAAGGACGUCGCGUACAUGGGCAGCACGCACUACGCCCAGGGCGGGAUCAGCGCGGUCAUCUCGUUGGACGACACCGUGGAGGAGCACGUCAGGGACACGCAAGUCGCGGGGGAUCACCUCUGCGACGAAGACGCGGUAAAAGUCGUCUGCGACGAGGGCAAGGAUGCCAUCGAGAAGCUCAUCGAAUUCGGAACGAAAUUCACGAUGAACGAGCAGACGGGCGACCUACACCUCGCGCGCGAGGGCGGCCACUCGAAGCACAGGAUCGUGCACGCGGCGGACAUGACCGGGAAGGAGAUCGAGCGCGCGCUGUUGGAGAGCGCGAGGGCGCACCCGCGCGUGACGUUUUACGAGUUUCACGUCGCGACGGAUUUGAUCACGGCGGAGACGAGAGACGGGUCGUUCAAGUGCGUCGGCGCGGAGAUCAUCGACCGCAGGAGCGGCGCGAGGACGAGCUUCAUCUCCUGCGCGACGAUGCUCGCGAGCGGCGGCGCUGGGCAGCUCUUCCCGAGCACGACCAACCCGGGGGUGUCCACGGGAGACGGCGUGGCGAUGGCGGUGCGCGCGCGCGCCGACGUGGCCAACAUGGAGUUUUAUCAGUUCCACCCGACGUCGUUGUACACCGGCCCGGGCGGCGCGGCGAAGAACGAGAACGCGUUCCUCGUCACCGAGGCGGUGCGAGGCCACGGCGGUCGGCUGUUCAACGCCGCGGGCGAGCGGUUCAUGGAGCGGUACGACGAGCGGCUGGAGCUCGCGCCGCGCGACGUCGUCGCGCGCGCCAUCGACUGCGAGAUCAAGUCCGCGCGCGAGGCUGGGUACGAGGCGGCGUGCGUGUACCUCAGCGUCGCGCACCUUCCCGCGGACGACGUCCUGAAGAACUUCCCCGGGAUCGCCGCGGAGCUCGCGGAGCGCGGCGUGGACAUGACGUCGGACAAGAUCCCCGUGGUGCCCGCCGCGCAUUACCUCUGCGGCGGCGUGUCCACGGACUUGAACGGCCAGACCUCCGUGGAAGGUUUGUUCGCGUGCGGCGAGACGGCGUGCACGGGCGUCCACGGCGCGAACCGCCUCGCGUCGAACUCGCUGUUAGAGGCGGUCGUGUUCGCGAACAGGGCGGUCAAGGCGUCCGGGGUGAGAUUCGCCGGGCGCGACGCGCUCGAGCCCGUGUUCGAGCAGGCGGCGGAGGCGGCGAGGAAGCGCGCGGCGCUGCGAAUGAACGCCGCGAAGAAAGACGUGGACGAGAUCGCGGCGUUCGACGAGCCCCCGGAAUGGACGUCCGCGAUGCGCGCGGAGGUGCAGAGGGUCAUGUGGAACGCCGCGGGCAUCGUCCGCGACACGGAGACUCUGAAGGAGGCGACGACGAAGAUGGAGUCGAUGUUGGAGGAGUGCGAGGAAAAGUCUCGCGGCGCGGACGCGCGCCUCGCGUCGAUUGAACUCAGGAACCUCCUCACCGUCGGUCUCUGCACGCUGCGUUGCGCGGCGUCCAGGAAAGAGUCCAGGGGGUUGCACUACAACGUCGACUACCCCGAGAGGGUGGAGACGGAGAGGAAGCCGACGAGGUUGGACACGGCGUCGAUGUGGAACGCGCCGUCGUCCGUGCACCCGGCGCUCGGGGCGCGGUGA
Micromonas pusilla CCMP1545 is the source of this 2004-nucleotide messenger RNA. RefSeq lists its product as uncharacterized. Gene Ontology annotation, biological process: NAD+ biosynthetic process. Gene Ontology annotation, molecular function: L-aspartate oxidase activity. Lineage: Eukaryota; Viridiplantae; Chlorophyta; Mamiellophyceae; Mamiellales; Mamiellaceae. The record is from RefSeq and is a predicted model, not a curated record.